Messenger RNA from Gadus morhua (Atlantic cod), 2312 nucleotides. RefSeq names its product ribosomal oxygenase 2 (gene riox2). The transcript is spliced from 10 exons. NCBI's taxonomy places the organism in Eukaryota, Metazoa, Chordata, Actinopteri, Gadiformes, Gadidae. The record is from RefSeq and is a predicted model, not a curated record. Bases 99 to 1514 code for a protein of 471 amino acids. Gene Ontology annotation, cellular component: nucleolus. Gene Ontology annotation, molecular function: histone H3K4 demethylase activity; histone H3K36 demethylase activity.
AAUCACCCAUCUCAAAACACAGAUGAAGAAUAUAUAUCCAUGCCACUAGGAUCUAUUGAACACGCUUUGAUAUUUUCUCAACAACGUCAAAUCAAAUUAUGCCAAAGAAAAAGAAAACCGGUGCCUCCGUUGGCCACAUUGAGGGGCCGGCUCCUAAAACAGCCAAGUCCCAUCACACCGGGCCGGCCUGUCUCAGCUCAGACGACCCCGCUGGCCUCUUCCAGAGCCUCAUCCACCCCAUGGGCCAGAAGGAGUUCUUCAGGGACGUCUGGGAGAAGAGGCCCCUCCACCUACAGCGGUCUGAUCCUGCCAAUUCUUCCUACUACCAGUCCCUGUUCCAGCUUUCAGACAUGAAGGCUUUGUGUGCUCAGGGUCUGGAAUACGGCACGGACCUCAACGUCUGCCGCUGUGUUGAAGGCAAAAAGAAGGUCAUGAACAAGGUGGGCCGUGUGAACCACAACGUCCUCAACAAAGACUUCCAUCAGAAGAAAGCCACCAUCCAGUUUCACCAGCCGCAGAGAUUCAAGGAUGAGCUGUGGAGAAUCCAGGAGAAGUUGGAGUGUUUCUUUGGUACUCUGGUCGGCUCUAACGUCUACAUGACGCCCCAGGAGUCCCAGGGCCUCCCGCCACACUACGACGAUGUCGAGGUAUUCAUUCUACAGCUGGAAGGGGAGAAGCGCUGGCGUCUUUACAGCCCCACGGUGCCGCUGGCCCGCGAGUACGGCCUUGAGCCCGAGCACCGCAUCGGGACUCCCACACAUGACAUCAUACUCAAGGCGGGUGACCUCCUCUACUUCCCCAGAGGAACCAUCCAUCAAGCAGAAACCCCAGCAGGAGUAGACCACUCCACCCACCUGACCCUCAGCACCUACCAGAACAUGUCAUGGGGUAACCUGCUGUUGGAUGUGUUUCCCAGCAUGCUGUUUGACACGAUGCAGAGUGAUAUAAGCCUGCGACAGGGCAUGCCCAGAAGGCAUUUAUUGGGCAGCGGGGGCGACCUGGACGCCGGCAAGCGGAUGGCAGACAUGCUGAGGGGACUGGGGGACCGUUUGGAGAGUGGAGCCGUUGCACCGAACUCAACUGAAAUGAGGCGGGACUUUGUCACUAGCAGACUGCCCCCAUACACCCAGAACGAGGAGGACAUAGCACCCUCGGGGAAGAUUCCAGCACUGAAGGAUUCGGUACGUCUGAGAUUUAGAGACCACAUCGUCAUUACAGUGGAGCCCAACCAGGAAAGAACAGACGAGGCAACAGAAUUGGUAGUCUUUGUUUUGCAUUCCUUGCGGAACCAAAGAGAGGUCCACAUGAUCGGUAAAUCUGACCCAGAGGAGGAGGAUGAAGUCUCUCAGGGUCUGCGUUUCCCUGUGUCCCACCUCAAGGCCCUCAGGCAGCUCCAGGAGGUAGAGGAGCUAACCGUAGCUGAACUGGAGCUUCCAUCAGAUGAGGCCAAAGUCAAUAUGGCUCUGGCCCUCUGGACAGAGAGUUUGCUGGAAGUGUGCGAGACCACCAUUUGAAAUGUAAACAAAUGGAAUAAACUCAUUGUCUAUUUUAAAGAAUACAGAGACACAGACCAUUUGACCUUUUCGUUUUUUUGUGAGUUUUAUUUUUUUUGUGGGUUAGGUCGACAGUCCCUGGUUCUGGUGGCCUGUCCCCGGCUGGAGCUUUCCUUGUAAAUCUCUGUUUGAAAAUAGGAAUUUACAAAAUAUAUGAAUGGAUUUUAAAAUGGCAUAGGUUCUAGCCUGCUCAUGAAUAUUAAUAUGUUGACACUUAGACAGUUGUUAAUUAUUCUCAUGGCUGUGACAAGUUCACUACAUGGUAAUCUAUCGACGUUAUACCAUAAGCAGGCAUUCAUAAUCAUCCUUCUGCUGUUUUUUGUCUCGUUUUCUAAGCUUAAUACACAUUGCAAACCAUUGGGUGCGUACUGCUCAAUAUUCUACAUGUACAAGAUUCACAGAACAAUUGACAAAAUCGUAUUAGUCUUGAAACUCUUGUUCAUUUUCGAUUUCCAAUGGUGUCAUCAUCGUGCUCAGACUAAAAUGCCUCUGGAGCAAUUGGAUGGACCAUCAACUAAUCAGAGCAUCUCUGGAGCCAUUGGAUGGACCUACAACCAAUCAGAGCAACAAGACAAGACACAUCCAGUCAGCCAUCUUUGUUUAUUAAAAUGCCUGAUAUUUAUUUGGUUAAAUGAAUGCCAAACUAAAAACUAUUUUAAUAUGUGACUCAUGGGUAUGAUUUUCGAUUCCUUCCUUGUUUGUUCUAAUAGAUGCCACUCAAUUAAACAUACUUCACAUUUAAGUGCUGUUAUUCAACGU